CAUUGUCCUGUGUCUCGAGUCGGGUCCCCGGAGGUUGUGGAUAAUUAGGGUUUUCUCAUCUGUGUUCGCGACAGAUAAAUCCUUAACAUCUGCAACAUAAAUCACGAUGACUGGGAAGGCGAAGCCAAAGAAGCACACAGCCAAAGAGAUCGCGUCGAAGAUCGACGCCGCUACUACGAACCGUGGCGGCGGGAAGGCCGGACUUGCAGAUAGGUCUGGUCACGAAAAAGGCGGCCACGCCAAACUUGAGUGUCCUCUCUGCAAAAUCACAGCACCGGACAUCAAGUCUAUGCAGAUUCAUCACGAUGCAAAGCAUCCGAAGAUCCCUUUCGACGAAUCGAAAUUGGUGAAUCUCCAUUCGAGCCAUUUGCCCGAGUCGUCGAAGCCUCGUCCUGGCGUGAGGGGUAGCUUCAAGAAGUGAUCUGGGUCUUUAUUGCUGAUGUGGGUCUGAAGAAUUCAUUCUGUUAACCCUGCCGGGAAACUCUAUCUCAGCACUCUGAUUGGACAGCUAGUUGAUUCCAUAACAGGUAGUGAGGUUGGAGCUGAAAGUGAUUCGGGAGACUGAAUCUGUAUAGGAACUGAAUUUAAUUUUUGUGGGUGUCAAUUGAAUUCUUAUGGAAGUGCAUAUACAAUCGAAGUCAAAUUUUAUUUGAUUUUCUAUCCAAACCAAAAGUUUUGAUGAUCAUAAACCAGGCCAGCCAUUUGGUUUUCA
Molecule: messenger RNA, 712 nt
Organism: Carica papaya (papaya)
Lineage: Eukaryota; Viridiplantae; Streptophyta; Magnoliopsida; Brassicales; Caricaceae
Product: protein METHYLENE BLUE SENSITIVITY 1
Source: RefSeq, a predicted model, not a curated record